Molecule: messenger RNA, 1771 nt
Organism: Phalaenopsis equestris
Lineage: Eukaryota; Viridiplantae; Streptophyta; Magnoliopsida; Asparagales; Orchidaceae
Exons: 5
Coding region: 161-1771 (536 amino acids)
Source: RefSeq, a predicted model, not a curated record
CUCCGGUUAACUUCUCGUUGCGACCGCGCACAACUUAACCAACUCGAACACUCUUCUUCCAUCGCCCUCCCAAAUUCAAAACAUCUAUAAAACCCUAACCCUAACACGCAAAACCCCGCCCACUCAAUCCUCUUCAACUGGCCAUCAUCUUUCAGCUAAAAUGGACUCUGUCCUUCUUGAAUCCCCUAUGGAAGAGCGAUCUCCCGACCUCGGCCUCUACCCGGAGACUAACUACGAGCUCAUGCUGCGAGAGUCCAUCAAACGAUUCCUCGCCGGAAUCCUCCGAGAAGGCUUUGAUUUCACCGUAUUCCGCACAGUCAUUUCAAGGCAACUCCAGUCCUGCGCUGACCCGCCGCUCGAGAUAGUGUGGCUGUACUCUGCUGCGAGCUACCACGAGAGCAUUGCUGCGAAGAACUCUUUUAAUAGGGUCCGUAUCGUAAGGGACCUCCUCCAGCUUCUCUCCGCCUUCUCUGCUGCUGGCGGCGGCGCUAAGUCUAUAGCGCUGAUCGCUCCGGCUGUUUAUGAUUUGUAUCAAUGCGCAGUGGACGGGUUGGUGGAGAGGAAAGAGAUGAAGGAGAUAGAGUGCUUAGCGGAAGCCAUUUUGAGUUAUAUUAGUAUAUGCAGCGGUCAGUAUAACGAUGUGGAGGCGAUUUCCACAGAGCUGCAUCCUUGCUUUCUUGACCUGGUGAAAGUGUGGACGUUGAGGCACUCUGGGAGUGGGGGGAGCCUAGAGGCAUUCUUUCCGCUGAUUAGUAGUGAAGUUCGGAGGAGGUUUGAGAUGGAAGGAUGCGGAGUUGGUUAUUUAGCUGGGGUGGUAGUUACGGAGGCUUUUCUGCUAAGGUUAUGCUUGAAGGUGAAAAUUGGAGGAGCUUCAAGGAAAGAGUUGCAAAAGGAAUUAGGAAUCUGGGCUGUUAGUUCGAUAACUGUGUUCUGCAACAGGCAUUUUUUCGAAAUAUUGUUGAAAUACCUGCUGGAUCGAAAAGUUAAUGCAGCUGCUCUAUUGAAUACUGAAGAUGAACAGCUUGUAAGAGGAGUCCUCUAUGAUGCUGUGGUUUUGGUGGAUUAUUCUUUCCUUUUGUCUGUGAAGGACAUAGAUCAGUAUGAUAGGAUAAGAAAUCUUCUCAUCGCAAAGCUGAUCGUUACUAACGAGGCUGUUGAACUAGCCAGGACGAAUGGGGAUCAUGGCAAAGCCAUCUCCUAUUUGAAUGCAUUUUCAACUUCAUCUCUUCGGACCGAACUAGUCAACUCGGUGCGCAAUCAGAUUGGAAAUUCCAGCACCCAAAAGCCGAAAGACAAUUCGCCCAAAGGUCUUCUCAAGUGGCUUGUUCAUCUCGAGCAAAUGGGGAAAAGAAUUCUUGAUGAUGAAGCUUCAAAAUAUGCCAAGAAGCUAAUGUGUGAAGAGUCCAACCUACUCGCAGUGCAGUCUGCAUCAGCUGAUGAGAAAAACAUGGAUGUCGAUUUAUUCUUUUUUGAUAAAGGCGAGUCGAAAGGUGACGAAAUGGAGUCAAUGGAUGCUGCAUUUAUCUCUGCAGCCCAAUCCAUGAAACAGAUUUCAACCAAUGGAAGGGUGAAAAGAAAAGAAUCAACAGGUGAAGCAGGAAAUAGGGUCAAAUUUGUAAAAUAUGAUAUUCAGAACAACUUAUUUGAAAAUUCUGGCAUGUUGCUGAUGCUGCAAAUAGUGAUAGUGAGGUUGAGAAUUCAUUCUCAGAUGCAGUUAUGGAGGGAUCUGACUGAGUUUGAAGCAGAGCUUCUUCUUGUUUGGGGUUUCUAA